Molecule: messenger RNA, 4030 nt
Organism: Astyanax mexicanus (Mexican tetra)
Lineage: Eukaryota; Metazoa; Chordata; Actinopteri; Characiformes; Acestrorhamphidae
Gene: myo3b
Product: myosin IIIB
Exons: 27
Coding region: 39-3167 (1042 amino acids)
Cellular component (GO): myosin complex
Molecular function (GO): protein binding; cytoskeletal motor activity; ATP binding
Source: RefSeq, a predicted model, not a curated record
AAUCUACAGUACACCUUAUAAUCCGGUGCGCCUUAUGUAUGUAUUUAACCAGUCAGGUAUUAAGGAGCAGUGAAGCCACUCUGCUGAAGAGAAGUGUUACACAGGAGUUUCAGUUUUGUUCUCCAGCAGUAUUAGCAUUAGCUGCCAACCGUGCUAAGCAAAGUGCUCUUUGGCCAUACAGAGGUGAGGUAUUAUCGGCCUGUAGCGUGCUGCUGACUCCAGCUAGCACUGCUGAAGCAGCAUUAGCAUUAGCUGCUAACAACAGUGCCAGCUCUAGCUGUUCAGAGGAAACUAUAAUCUUACAUCUACAGAAGCGCUAUGGAGAUCUACAGAUAUACACCUAUGUUGGAGACAUCCUCAUUGCUCUGAACCCGUUUCAGAACCUGAGCAUUUACUCUCCGCAGUUCUCUAGGCUGUAUCAUGGGGCGAAGCGUUUGGAUAAUCCACCUCACAUCUUUGCCACGGCGGAUGCAGCCUACCAGGGCAUGGUGACCUUCUGCAAGGACCAGUGUAUAAUCAUCAGUGGGGAGAGUGGUGCUGGUAAAACGGAGAGUGCCCAUCUCAUCGUCCAGCAUCUCACAUUUCUUGGAAAGGCCAAUAACCGAACACUGCGAGAGAAGAUCCUGCAGGUGAACCCGCUGGUGGAAGCGUUUGGUAACGCAUGCACGGCUAUCAAUGAUAACUCCAGUCGCUUCGGGAAGUACCUUGAGAUGAAGUUCACCCCCACGGGUGCUGUCAUGGGUGCCAAGAUCUCUGAGUACCUCCUGGAGAAAUCAAGAGUCAUCAAACAAGCCAUAGGGGAGAAAAACUUCCACAUAUUUUAUUACAUAUAUGCUGGACUUUAUCACCAAGAAAGCCUGAAGAAGUACAGACUGCCAGAGAAAACUGCUCCCAGGUACAUAGACAGUGCAAAUGGCAAAGUAAUGCAGGACAUUGUGUCCAGCAAGUUGUACAAAGAACAAUUUGAUGCCAUUCAGGACUGCUUCCGCAUUAUAGGAUUUUCAGAAGAGGAGGUGAACUCUGUCUACAGGAUAUUGGCGGCUAUUUUAAAUACAGGCAAUAUUGAGUUUACAUCCAUCACCUCUCAGCACCAAACUGAUAAGAGUGAAGUGCCUAACUCAGAGGCCUUAGAGAACGCUGCUGCUCUGCUGUGCAUUGGACCAGAGGAGCUGCAGGAGGCGCUGACCUCUCACUGUGUGGUGACACGUGGCGAGACCAUCAUCCGCACCAACACAGUGGACAAGGCUACUGACGUAAGAGACGCCAUGUCUAAAGCUCUAUAUGGACGUCUCUUUAGCUGGAUAGUGAACCGAAUCAAUGCCCUUCUGCAGCCUGACACCAACAUGUGUGCAUCAGAGAGUGGAAUGAAUGUGGGCAUUCUGGACAUUUUCGGCUUCGAGAACUUCAAGAAGAACUCAUUUGAGCAGCUGUGCAUAAAUAUUGCCAACGAACAGAUCCAGUUCUAUUUUAAUCAACACAUCUUCGCUCUCGAACAGAUGGAAUAUCAGAGUGAAGGUGUAGAUGCCAGUCUGGUGGAGUAUGAAGAUAACAGGCCCAUCCUAGACAUGUUCCUGCAGAAGCCCAUGGGGCUGCUCUCCUUGCUGGACGAGGAGAGCCGCUUCCCUCAGGCUACUGAUCAGACGCUCGUUGACAAAUUUGAAGACAAUCUGCGCUACAAGUACUUCUGGAGACCAAAGCGUGUGGAGUUAUCCUUUGGAAUACAGCAUUAUGCUGGAAAGGUGUUAUAUGAUGUAAAUGGUUUCCUUGAGAAGAACAGAGACACACUCCCAGCAGACAUUGUGGUGGUUUUGAGAACAUCAGAAAACAAACUCUUGCAGCAGCUCUUCUCCAGUCCGCUCACUAAAACAGGUAACUUGGCCACUUCCAGAGCCAGAGUCACGGCAGCUUCCCGAUCUCUACCACCUCAACUCAGCGCCGGACGCAGUAAGUCUCCUAAAUACCUACUAAAGGUGGACACUAUGGAGAUGAUGAGACAUCCAGAAGAGACCACCAAUAUGAGAAGACAAACUGUAGCAUCCUACUUUCGUUACUCUCUGAUGGACCUGCUGUCUAAGAUGGUGGUGGGCACUCCUCACUUCGUUCGCUGCAUUAAACCCAACGAUGACCGUCAGGCUCUGCUCUUCCACACGGAGCGCGUGCUGCAGCAGCUCCGCUACACCGGCAUCCUGGAGACAGUCAACAUCCGGCGGCAGGGCUUCUCCCACCGCAUCACCUUCGGCGAGUUUGUUAACAGGUACUAUUACCUGGCUUUCCGUGCCCAUCAGAUGCCAGAGAGCAGUAAAGAAAACACAGUGGCUAUCCUGAAAAGAGCCAAACUGGACAACUGGGUUCUGGGCAAGACCAAGGUGUUUCUGAAGUACUACCACGUGGAGCAGCUGAAUCUGUUGUUGAGAGAGGUAAUGGCUCGAGUGGUGGUGUUGCAGGCCUACACUAAAGGCUGGCUGGGGGCGAGGAGAUACCGCAGAGAGAAGGAGAAGCGCAAUAAUGGAGCGAUUAUCAUCCAGUCAGCCUGGAGGGGUUACACUGCCCGACAGAACCUGAAGCAGGUUAAACGGGAGCGGGACAAGGCAGCAGUGCGGAUACAGUCAGCGUACAGAGGACACAGAGUCCGCAAAGAGAUCCGGCAUAGCCGCCAGCUCUCUUCAUCAUCCUCACCUUCAUCAGCCAGGGAAGACACACCUCACAGAACAGGCUCUGAUGGCCAGAACCGUAAAGAGGUCGGUCCUGUCAGGGCUGACAGACAGAGAGAUGUUGACAGUAAAGAGAAGAGCUCUGCUGAAGUGUCUGUGGUGAAGACUAGCGGGGACAGAGCUAUACAUCGCAGACAAGGUCCUGCAGGGAAGGUGCUGAAGCGUGCCCCUCGGCGUCGGGGCCAGCAGCCCAAGCUUCUGAACAGCCCGGAGGACAGUCUUUACUACAACCAGCUCAACAGAACUCUAGAUUACCAGGGGAGCAAGAGGAAGCCCAGAAAACUUGGGCAGAUCAAACUCCUGGACGGAGAGGACGAGUAUUAUAAAUUGCUCUCUACAGCGGAGUCCAUCCCUGAGGAAGAGUUCUCCUCCCCUCCUCCUCCUCCUCCUCCUCCUUCUUCCGGUCCCACUCCAGCUACGCCGCUUUCCAGAGGAGCACUGGUCAGUCAGAGCUGAACUGGAACACACUGCUGUGCCUCGGACUCAGCCUGAGCCUCAGCCCUGCCCACAGCAGAUUGCCUUCUUCAAUUCCCAACCAAUGAAUGGUAUUAACUACACUCAAAGUUGGGACAUUGUAUUUUAUAUAUUUGAUAUUUUUGAUUUUAUGAUUUUAAACAACUCCAUGUUUAUGAUUAUUGUAAAUACUGAAGCUGAAACUUUCUGUACUGGAUUUUUUUGUUGUUUGUAGGCAAAUGGCUGGCCUUUACACUUUAAAUAAUAAUAAGAAGAAUCUCUUUUUUGUUGUAAAAAGAGGAUUCUAAGCACCAGGUUAUGUGUUAUAAUUUUGUUUUGCUUUAGUUUUGUGAUAUUUCAGAAUUGUUCAAUUGAAUUUUAUUAGAUUUGUACACUCAUUGUUAUAUGUUUUUUUUUUUUUCAGUUUAUUCAGUCUGUAUGUAAAUGUUUCAGUGCUGUGACAGAGUUUCUGUAUGAUUCUACAUUCUACACUGAAACGAUUUAAACACACUGGUAGACUGAAUUUCUAAUUCUAGUAAAGGAGUAAUGGGGCUCUAUACUGCCUGUAUUUGUAGUUUGUGUAGUUGUUCAUUUACUACAGUCCAGUAGAGCACAGUCAAACUGGAAAUGCUUGCUAAGGUAACAUGCUAAAGUGAACAGUGAAGUUUGACAGGAUGUAAACAUGACUGAAAUUGUGUGUGUGUGGGUUGGGGGGCGUUGGGGGUGUAAAGUUGCCAGUCAUACUGUCAUAUUUAACAUGUUUGUACCACAUUAUCUGUUUGUACCACAUUAUCUGUUUGUACCACAUUAUCUGUGAGAAAUAAAGUUGUUUAAGAAGCUUCUUAAUGAAAGCUGGAUGUUAUUGC